This is a messenger RNA of Thecamonas trahens ATCC 50062, 2006 nucleotides long. RefSeq names its product RNA recognition domain-containing protein-containing protein RRM. Bases 70 to 1968 code for a protein of 632 amino acids. The record is from RefSeq and is a predicted model, not a curated record. Gene Ontology annotation, molecular function: secondary active sulfate transmembrane transporter activity. NCBI's taxonomy places the organism in Eukaryota, Apusomonadida, Apusomonadidae. Gene Ontology annotation, biological process: transmembrane transport. The transcript has a single exon. Gene Ontology annotation, cellular component: membrane.
AAGGUCGACACGCAUGAUGCUGCCCACGCGCCUCUGCUUGGUGGGCGAACACGAAGCCGCCGGGCACAGAUGGUGCGGGAAGCUGGGGUGCUCAAGUGGAUUUCAUACUAUGUGCCGAUCGUCCACUGGCUCCCGGUGUACUCGCCGAGCUUCCUGCUGUGGGACGUGCUUGCCGGCGCCGCUGUGGCCGCCAUGCUCCUCCCACACUCACUUUCGUACGCCACGCUCGCGGGACUGCAUCCUGUGUAUGGCCUGUAUGCUGCCGGUGUCCCGCUCCUUGUCUAUGUGGUGUUUGGCAGUUCGCCGCAACUCUCGGUGGGCCCGGACGCGCUGGUUGCGCUCCUCGUGGGAUCAUAUGUCAAGCGAGCAGGGGCCGGGGUGGCACCCGAAGCUGCGGCAGCGGCACUGACGCUGGUGGUGGGCGUUGUGUGCAUGCUUCUUGGGCUUGUUCGGUUCGGGUUUCUGGAAAACGUGCUCUCGUCGAGCAUUCUGGUGGGCUACCGCCUCGGCGUUGCCAUUGUGCUGGUGUGUGACCAGCUCGACGCACUGUUUGGGCUCCCGCAGCAGGCACACGUGUCUGACUACGCGUCGAUCCGCAAGAUAGGAUACGUGUUCACCCACUUUGGCGAGGCGUCGGGUCUCGCCAUCGCGUGCUCGCUCUCGUCGCUGGUCUUUCUUGUCGCCACGUACUGGCUCAAGCAGCGUGUGGUGCGGCAGUGGCCGGUGUCGCGGGCCCGGACUUGGGUCCUGCUCUUCCCCGAGUUUCUUGUGGUUCUUGUUGUCAUGCUCCUUGUCUCGCGGUGGGGUGAGCUCGACAAGCACGGCGUGGCUGUUGUGGGCCACACCUCUUCGGGGCUGCCGUCGGCUCGGCUGCCGACGUGGGAGCUUCUCGGGCCCGCAGUCCAGUCCGGGACCGCCAUCGCCAUCAUCGGCUAUGUGUAUUCGAUUUCGGUGGCCAAAGCGUAUCCUGCGCGGGCGACGGCCAACACGCCGCGGCUCUCCGGCAACCGCGAGCUUGUGGCGCUGGGGCUGGCCAAUGUCGCCGGCGCCAUCUUUGGCGCUUUCCCAGUCUUUGGCGAGUCGUCGCGAUCGUCGCUGCAGGCGUCCACCGGGGCGCGGACCCAGGCCACCGGAGCCACGGUGGCGCUGCUCUCGUUUGCAACGCUGCUCUGGCUCACCCCGACGCUUUACCACCUGCCGAUCGGCGUCAUUGCUGCCUUUAUCCUCCGUGCCGCGCUGCUGCUGUUCGAGGGCCCCGAGGUUGUCUUUCUCUACUCGCUGCGGGCCAUGUCCGAGCUCGCGCUUGUAGGUAUGGCGCUGGUCAUCACGGUGGUGUGGGGCGUCGAGGCUGGCCUGCUAGUCUCCAUCGCGCUCUCGCUCUUGCUUGUCAUUCGGGCCUCUUCAUUCCCGCACUUUGCUAUUCUUGGCGAGCUCCUGCUCUCCGAGAACUCGCCACACGCGCCGGGCUCUAUCCAGCGGACCUUUGUCGACAUCAACCAGUUUCCGUCGGCUGUUCCUCCGGCCGACACGCUUGUGCUCCGAGUGGACGAGUCACAGCUCAACUUUGCCAACAUCGGCCAGCUGGUGGCAAUCCUGGACAAGAUCGAGCACCUCGGCUCGGUCGACGCCCAUCCGUCGCAGCGCGACGAGCUGCACACUGUUCUGCCCAAGCUCCGGGCCGUCAUCCUUGUUGUCGCCGCCGUCCACCACUUUGACGCUGCAGCACUGGCAGGCCUCAAGUCGUUGGUCGACAACUACCGCCUCCGCGGUGUGGCGCUCUACCUGGUCGGUCUCAACGACCAUUGCAAGAUCCAGCUGGUGGCCACCAACCUCAUUGCCCGCAUCGGCGGCUCGUCGCUCUUUUCUACCGUCGGUGCCGCCCUCGACCAUGCCGAGGGCAAGACUGACGUCUCAUUCUCGUCGUACCCGACCGCUGCUGCUCAGCUGGCGCUCUAUGGGACAACUUGAUCCCAACUCGCACCUCAUGUGACAAACGUGGCCUUGUG